CAGUGACAAAUUGUUCACCUCCUUUUCCCACGUUUUUCCGCCGCCCCCGAUUUCCGCGUUUCGCGCUGGCUGGAUUCGUGCGUGAUUCAUCGUCCAAGAUCCCGCGGCGAAUCCCGCGGAAAAGAAGGAUCGCGGGGAAGAUCGAUGAAAAAGGAUGGAAAGGAGGCGGGCAUUUUCGGCGGGAGUCGAUCGUCGAGCAUCGCCCGUCUCGAAUUUUUUUACGAGAUUUCUCGAGUGAAAGAAACGACCAGCUCUUCCCGAGGGUUACGUUUGUUAUGGUGUAUAACUUGUUGCUCGGUUUGUCGCCCGCAGAGUGGCCGGGAUGAUCGCGUCGUCGCGAUUUUGUAAUCGCGAGCCGAGCGUCGUUCGAGGGAUCGAGCGAGGCGAUCAGUUUCCUUCCUUGUUCAAUUCCCUUGCUUCCCUUCGUCUCUCUCGGCUCUCUUUCACCGUGGACGUACGCGUUGGAUGCAUGGAGAUCGAGCUUGGAUCGACGAGUUUUCGAUCGAGCGUUUCGAUAAGAGGCGACGUUUUCUUCUUGUUCGAGGAGCGGAGAGGAGAGGAGAGAAGAAGAGGAAGAGGGAGAGGAUUCGUCGUCGUGGGUGAACCUUCUUGUUAUUCGAGGCUUAGGAUGGCAAACACUAGCUUCCUUCCCUCUAUUCGCGAUAUUUGCUCGUUGGAUUGUGCUCCGUUCCCCCCGCAGAGAUCCCAAGAGAAAAUCGAAAAUUUCUCUUUCGAUCGAAAGUUCAGUGACACGCGAACGUACACUCGCACCUUUGUCACCGUUCAACGAGCCUCGUUUGAACUUCGAAGAGAGAAGAGGGAGGGGGAGGAGAGAGAAAAAAGAGAAAGAGGAAAAAAGAAGGAUGACCGUACCCUCUUUUCGAUUCCACGAUUUGCAUAGUGCUUAAAGCAAAGGGACAAAGUACUCGAGGAAAGCAAAGGAGCAACGAGAAUUGUUUGAUUGUGCCCGACGAAAAAGGUGAGAAGGGAGGAAAAAUCUGCGUGCAUCCCUAUCUUUGCAAUCUUCGAUCUUCCGUUUCUCGAUCUGUGCACGAUCCGUAGCACGAUCGUGAUAUAGAAAAGAACAAAAAUCUCGCGACAGAGAGAAAACUCGUUUCGAUUUUAAGAUACGCUCUCGGACAUAGUUUAUUUUUUUUUUUUUUUUUAAUACUAUUCUGCAAUUCUGAUAAUUUCUCCGGUGGAUCCACGGUGAAAGAGGUUAUUCACUUGCACGGGCGCGUUUCAAUGGCCAUCCACGUCACAGAUAUAAAAUGGAGUAAGCGACAGGGUUGAUCGUCGCUUCGAGGUGAGAUGGUCACGGGUUUCAAUUUCACGCGUCGAAAUUUCAUGCCCUGUAACUCGCGUCUUCUCUCUCUCUCUUUUUCUAUCUCCUCGAAAAAGUCGAUCCCUCGAAUCGGCCGACAGAUUGAAUCUUUCGUUCUCAGAUCUCUCGCUUGUUGGCGAACGAAUCUCGCAAAAAAAGUAGGAAGGGAUAUGGCCGGGAGAGAGAGGGAGAGAGAUAGAAAAAAAACAUUCCACUUUUGGAAAGCUUUUGAAUGAAACGCUUUAUCGUUUUCGUUCCCUUUUUUCCUCCCCUUCUCGUUAUUUUUAAAUGGGAAUACGGAAUUUCACGAGGCGUUUGGGUACUGAAUCUCGUACUCAAAUUUCGUUCUUCGCCUGUUCCCUCCCUCCUCUUCCCCCCACGAAAAAAGGUUGACAUCCUUUGAAGAUCGAUUAGCUACAACACUAAUUUUACACGAUCGAAACUUUUCGACCGCGCCCCCCCAUCGUCUUCUUUAAUCCUCUUCCCUCCUUUCGAGAUAUUCGAUUUCGGGAUUUAGCCGGCCGAUAAAUUGAAUUUAUUCCGAGUUGUUCUCCGUAAGGGCGAACGUUAUCUCGUCAUCCACGGUAAAAAUUCCAGCGGAGGAAAAAAAGCAAACGAAAGUAUCAAUGAGAAAGGAAAAAAAAGAGAAAAACGAAAGGCACGAUCGAAUCCUUAACCGAUUACCGUUAACCGAUUCCGUCGCCGCGAAUCGCGUAACAUCACGUUCUCCAUCGUUUCUCCUUUUGAUCUCCGAGUAUCAGCGUGUGCAAUCUAAAUUCCACGGAUCACCGAAUUUCUCGCUCUUCCCCGAUUGGCAUCGAACGGAUUCAUAGAUUGUCGGUCAGUUGACAAAUUGAAUUUUUCUUGGACCGGGAGAAAGGAUUCGUUUUAUUUAUUAAAAUCCCGACGAUCUCUGAUCCCCUUGGAUUUUCCUCCUCGCGGAAGAUAAAUCGAGUCGAGGAUAACAUUUGGAUAUCCGUAUCCAAGUUUCAUUCUUUCUGGAAUCGAGCAAUUACAAUUACAAUUACGUUCUCUUUUGACCGUCCGUCCUUCUUGGAUCUCAUCUUUUGGCAUCCCUCCCUUUCCCGUGCUGCUUCUUCCAUUAUGCACCACGCUUUUCUCGUCCGCGAAUUCCCCGCAAAGCUCUCCUCCCGAAGCGACAGCGGUUGUAACCACGUUAUCUAGUGAGUUUUCCCAUUAAAGGGACACACAUGAUUGCUGUUUGCCCUCGGUAUAUAUACCGCUUUCUCGAAUCACCCUAGGCAGAUUCUCUUAUUCGUGGGUUAGGUUGGGUAGACGUGCACAAUCGCGCACACAUCGUAAUUACGUUCCAGAGAAACUGGUACUCAACGGGCCAAGAUUCAGCGAAAUCGUUCCAUUUGACGAGAGCGGGACCUAUUGUUGUUUUCCUCCAAGCUCGGAUGCUUUCGUGGCCGCAACUUGGACGAUUAAUCGAAACUUGGUGUACGGUCGGUGGUCGCUCUCGAUCGAGCUUUCUUUAUAUAAUUGCUCGAUUUUUCCAAAUGCAAAUAUUUGAUCAUCGGACAGAGGCAUCAUCCCUCGUCGAACGAGUCGGCAAUUUUCUUUCCUUCCUCCUCCUCCAACGAAGGGGAUUCUCGAGUCUCUGCAGUUUAGUGGGUCAAUAAUCUUAACGAGAUAGGGGAUGAUGUUGGACAUGAUCGUUUCCUCUUCCCCUUCUCCUUUAUCGAUACUUUCAAUCGGGAAGAAUAAUUUCAAUUUCGACGAUAUUCUGCAAUCCCUGUUCUUCCCGAAGUUAACGAGCCAUACACGCACACAGUCUUGUAAAGAGAUUAUCGUUGCGGCUACUUGUGAAAUAUCCCCCGAAGCCGCGGAGAUAUUCUUCUCGUAUCGUUUUUAAAAUCCUUCUCCCCAUGCACCGUCCAAAGAAUAAGAGAAAUUCGAUCUCAGGGUGGCGAUGGGUUGGCACCCUUUGUUAGCCUCUCGACCGGCGAUUAUUAAAAUUUAUUGGUUUAUCGAGCAUGAUAACCCUCGCUCGACGGAGCGUAAGGUGGUGGUCGGUGGAUUAAGAAAGGUCGUUAACAGGGUCACCUUUGUCCCACCAUCGCGCGCUAGAAAUACUUGAACGUUUCCGACACGAGGGAAACAAUUACGCGUUACAUAAGGUGUUGCGAUGCUCGUGGCUCGAUGUUUUUUAGCACGUUCUUCAAUUUCAUCUCGUCGCUUUCGAAAAAGAAGAAAAAGGAAAGAAGGAGAGAAGGAAAGGAAGAAAUUAUCGAAGAGAAAUUUUCAUUUUUCAAAGUAUCUACUCUCUAGUUUUGUAGAUGCGAAACGAAAGUGUAACGGAACGAUAUAAGAAUAUUUUGUCGUUGCGUGGUGCAUUCCUUGCGCUAUUUGCUUUUCGUUCCGUUCAUUAAGCGCGGUCACAAAUUCCUCUCCUUGAUCCUCUUAUCGGAUUCAAUUCGCCUUAUCGGCCUACAAAAAUUCCUGCAACGACUUCAUCCCGAGGAAUGAUUUCCUUAAUCCAUGACGCGAAGAGGAGAGGGAAAAUAGAAGAAAUUGGAAGAGGGAAGAAGAAUUCGACGUUCAAGUCCGUUGUGAUGGACGAUUUUAAAUCGCCACCGAUCAAAUUAAUCGAAGGGCCCCCUCCCCUUCUGAAUGUUGAAUAAUCAUUGCCGACGUGUAUUAAUUGAAACUCGAUGAGAGGAUUAAGAACUAAAUGGCUGGUUGACCUUUUCCUCGAAACGUCUUCCUUUUUUCGCCGUUUCGUCAGACUGAAUUUCACAUUUCUUUUCUUUUCUCCUUCCUCCUUCUCUCUCUCUCUCUCUCCCUCUUCGUUUUUCAUUUCGUUUCGACAUAUGGCUCGUCGUUAACUUUUCGUUUGAUCGAAGCAAGGGAAUUGAAAACUGUAAAAGUUAAUUGCAAGACGAAGCCGAAUCGUCUACUCACCGAUUCGUUAGAAAGAGAAUCGACUGGUUCUUAUCUGGUGGAGUGUAUGAUUGUAAGAAGAUUUCGAAAGAUUUCUGGAGCGUAGAGUACAGAUAGAUAUUUUCCUCCUCCUCCGAGGAUUUCGAGACAAGUAAUAGCGAGUAAUAACGUUAUUCCGUCUAUUUCGCUCCCUCCUUCCAAAAAAAAAAGGAUAUCUCGAGAUUCAAUUGAGAGUUUUCGUGAAAAGCCACUCCUCACCGUAACGGAUAAUGUUGAAAAGUUAUUUCCGCGAGCACGAACGAUUUCGAAUUCUAUCCGUGAAAUAAUUUCCCCGGCCAUUCUCUGGUGGAGCAAACAUCAACACGUUCACCUCAAAGCCAACCUCCCCCUCCCCUCCAACUCCACGAAAUCUGCUGUGCUUGGUCACAAGUUUAUGAGCUCGAGCCCUUCGUUUCACGGUGUCUCGGCCGAUAAUGCGCACACCCGGCACGGGUUAACGUUAAAGGGACGAAAACAGCGCGGUGUCUAACCACCUUCGUGAUCUCGCCACCGUCUCGCUAAUGAUCCAACGUUUUAAACGUUCAAAUUGUCCACCUCUGUGCGAGCUGCAUCGUCGUUCACGGAUCACGUGGCAACGGAACAAGGCAUCCCACGGACGAGGGCCGUGACGCAUUCGGAUCGUGCACCAACGAUAAUACGUUUCGUCGUCUGAGAUUGGACCGCUGCGUCGAGAUAAAUUCAGGCUCGCUGGAAUUAAGAAGGAAGGGGGGCGAUUCGAAGGGCAGGGUGACGCACACGAUCGUCCGCGAGAUGGAUCCCGGUGAGAGUUACGGAAGGCGAGGUCGCGGGAUGACAGUCGACGAGGGUUUCGUUGUCAUUAAAAUAUCAAUAACGAAUUAAUCAUCAUCGUCGACACCGUGCAGCGUCCGCCUCUUUCGAACGGAGCAUUCGUAUCUGUCGGAUCUGCUGGACCAUGCCACGUUUCUUGAGCAGAUGAUAAUCGACGGACAUUGACAGUGCCUGCCUGCCGGAUAGAGAGAAUACAUUACGUCGCGCGUAAUGGAGGAACACGUGAACCAGACGAGAAACUCGACCUCGGACGGGUUGGUUUUCACGGAUGCCUCGAUCAUUCUCAGAACAUUGGUGCUGGGUCUCUUGAUACUCGUCACCGUUGUCGGGAAUCUGUUCGUGAUAGCUGCGAUCCUGCUCGAGCGGAAUCUGCAAUCGGUGGCCAAUUAUUUGAUCGUCAGCUUGGCCGUGGCCGAUCUCAUGGUCGCCUGUCUGGUCAUGCCUCUCGGCGCGGUUUACGAGAUAAACUCGGAAUGGUCGCUCGGGCCCGAGCUUUGCGACAUGUGGACCAGCAGCGACGUUCUCUGCUGCACUGCCUCGAUAUUGCAUCUGGUGGCUAUCGCGGUCGACAGAUAUUGGGCAGUCACCGAUCUCAAUUAUAUACAGGCGAGGAAUCCACGACGGAUUGGUAUGUUGAUCGUCGCCGUCUGGGUGGUGUCCUUAGGAAUCUCGUUGGCGCCCCAACUUGGAUGGAAGGAUCCUGAUUAUUUAGAUCGUAUAGCGGACGGGACUUGUCUGGUGUCGCAGGAUCCCGCAUACCAGAUCUUCGCCACUUGCGCGACGUUCUAUCUACCCUUGUUGGUUAUUCUAUUCCUGUACUGGAGGAUAUUUCAAGCGGCGCGGAAGCGGAUCAGAAGGAGGCCGGGAACCAUUGUGCAGCCAGCUCGUGAAAGAAGAGGCAUCCUUAGAUACGUCACAAAAAGACCGAGGGAGGAAUCGACAGCGUUCACGAUAACGAGAUCCACGCCGGAUCAUUCGUCGAUCUCGCCUGAGAAAUCGUCGUCUUACAACGGGGCGAACGCGACCCAGUCGACCACGGUCACCCCGUCCACCGUUUCGACGACCACCACCACCACCACCACCACGACAGUGACGAAUCCUUCGAGCAGCCACUCGACCCACUCGUCGAGCAAGAGGACCCGCGACACGAUCGAGUCGAAGCGCGAGAAGAAAGCCGCGAAAACGCUCGCGAUAAUCACAGGGGCUUUCGUCGCGUGUUGGUUGCCUUUCUUCGUUGUAGCGUUGCUCCGCGCCACUUGCCAAGUCUGCGAGCCACCUGAGCUCAUAGCAAGCGUCUUCCUGUGGCUGGGCUAUUUCAACAGCACCCUGAACCCUGUGAUAUACACCGUAUUCUCACCAGAGUUCAGGCAAGCCUUCAAGAGGAUGCUUUGCGGUGGUUCCAGGAUAAUUCGCUGACAGUGGAUUUAAAUCUCGCGCCAGUCGCGUAUGAACUGAGAGAGAGAGAGAGAGAGAAUGAUUGAGCGAGAGAGAGACGGGAUAUGCGUGUGGACGGAUGCGUCGCGUGUACAUAAGACGGUUCAAUAUUCUAACUCCUUCCUCUCUCCUUUUUAGAUAGCGUUCGGAUAUCGCGGUACUUAGAGGCGAAACCCUUAGAGAGCCCGUAGAUAGAUUCCCUUCCCCUCCCCCACCCUCCCCUUCGGAAACUUUCCGCUGGAAAUGACAAGUUUAACGAGCGGAUCCGGAUAACUUUCGCCAUUCGACCGGAAAGUUUCGCGCGAUUUUUCGAAAACGAUGGACGGACGGAUGGGCGGACGAUGGUGAUCCGGCAACGUGCGAUUGUUUCCAUCGAAGCGACGGUAUCCGGGAUAACGCUGCAUCUUAUAAUAACGCGAGAGAAAUUCUCUGUUCGAAAUAGCUCCGCAUUUUUCCGAUACGUCUAUUAAAAACAAAAAAAAAAGAAAAAGAAAAAAAAACGCUCUUUUAUCUAUUAAGGGUUUUUGGUUGACGAAAAUCACGAGGAGAGAAGAGACGACGAGCGCCCACUCGGUCUCGAACGUGUUACGAUCAAAAGGGGGGGAAAAUGGGGAGAAAGAGACAGAGAUCGAUUCUCGAGAAAUGUCGAGAUGGUGGAUUGCCAAUGAUCCAGUUGACACCUCCGUUUCGAUAGAUUAUUUUAGAUUAUAUAUUAUAUAAGAUUUCGAUCGUCUUUGCGAGGAGCGGAGGUUGAUACUCGCGAGAUACGAGAACGAUGUUGUUCGUUCAAUUUAUAUCGUGUUUUAUAAAAUCCACUCGUGAGAUCGUGCGUUUGUCGAGGCACGGGUCGAGAGGAAAGAGAUAAUCAGAGAUGGAGCAAUUUUUUCCCCGAUUGCCCGUACCGAUUGCUCGAAACCGGUUGGUGUUACGCAAUACACAAAUGUCGCGUGCAAAUUGUACAGACGCUCGUUUAUUUCGUUGCUGCUCACGAAAUCGUUCCGCGAUUCUCACUUAAACGAUUUAAAUAAGGAUAGAGUGUUAGAUAUCAUCGGCGGCCAAAAGAAUAAAUAAUAGAUGGUCGAUUUCUCUUCGUGAAAAGAAAAGAAAAAGAAAAAGAAAAAGAAACAAAAAAAAAGUGAAAAAAAGGUAUCGUAGUUUCCGUACCGAUGUUUCCAUCGAAUUCUCGCGUGUGACGGCGACGCGUUAACGCCGUUUCUAUUGUAAAUACAAAUGGGAUUUCUAUAGGAAAAAAGGUAUCCCUCACCACCCCCUCUGAACUACCGAAUGCGAGAUCGGUAAUAAAACGAGGCGGCCAGGCCGAUCCAGCCUGCGCCAGCUAGUUCGCAUCGUUGUUCUCGAGUAGAAGAGAGUGGACGAGAUUUUUGCGCUUCCGUGUCACGAUUUGCUCACGAGUUCGAUCUUCGCGCCAAUCACAAUUUCUGGAAACGAUCGUCUUCCACGAUGUUCUUUUUUCACGAUUCCACGAUCGUGAAUUCGUACGAAUUACUUUGUUUCACUUUUUCUCUUUCUUCCUUGAAUACUUUCAUCCGUCGAAUUCCACUUCCCUUCUUUGAAACUUUUCCAAUUAUCGAAUAUUCCUCGGUUACAAAGAAAUUCGCUUCGAAGCUUUCUCGUUUCGACUUUGAAAUUUUAAUUUUCCUCUUUCACGCGCGUCGCGUAAAAGAUCGUAUCGACGAUCGUCCGAUAACGCCUUACCACGUACGAAAUACGGAUACUCUAUCCACACUAGCGAGUUUCGAGGAUUAUUGUUUGAGGGGAGACAGAGACAAAGAGAUCGAAACGAAAGAAAAGGGAAAGAAGAGGGAAGAGACGUGUGAUUAAUAAAUCGCAAUCAGAGUGCACAGUUAUCCGGAGAUUCGAUUAUCAGCUUCUGAUCGCGCCCUUUUUUUUCGAUGAUGCGAUCUUUGAAAUUAAACGGGACGAAGAUUAUAUACGGUGUUCGAAAGUAAAGUAAAAAGGGGGAAAAAAAGCGAAUAGCACGUACGAGUAUCAGAAAAAAAAGGAAGAUAGCAAAUUAAAAAAAAGGAGGAAAAAUACGAGAAGCAAGGAAAGCUGGAACGUUUACAACGAUGCUUCGUAUGUAUAAUAUUUAUUUCUUUGCAAUCACUGAUGUAAAUAAAUGCAACAGUUUCAAAACGGUUGGCCGAGUCGCUCGGUUGACGUCAACUCGA
Messenger RNA from Apis cerana (Asiatic honeybee), 8706 nucleotides. RefSeq names its product serotonin receptor (gene 5-HT1). Gene Ontology annotation, cellular component: plasma membrane. Gene Ontology annotation, molecular function: G protein-coupled receptor activity. NCBI's taxonomy places the organism in Eukaryota, Metazoa, Arthropoda, Insecta, Hymenoptera, Apidae. Gene Ontology annotation, biological process: positive regulation of MAPK cascade; adenylate cyclase-activating adrenergic receptor signaling pathway. The record is from RefSeq and is a predicted model, not a curated record.